AUGACUACAAAUGCAAAUGGACGUCUCAAUAUGCAAAGGAUGCAAAAUGUUCUAUUAAUUUGGUUGGAUGCAAAAAGUAAUGAUAAUAAUACUGAUUGUCGUGAUACAAUUAAGCAAUUGAAAGGUGCAGUUAACAAUAUAAACACGUUUACAGAUGGUGAACAAUGUGUUAACUUUAUUCAAACCAUUAGUAAUAACAAAGUAUGUAUGGUUGUUUCUGGUUCACUUGGGCAAGACAUUGUACCUCGUGUGCAUGAUAUGUUUCAAGUAGAUACAAUUCUUGUUUUUUGUAACAACCAGGAAUGGCAUAGACAAUGGGCUAAAAAAUGGCCUAAAAUAAAAGGAGUCUUCACAAAUAUGACACUAAUAUGUGAAGCUCUUAAACAAGCUGCUCAACAAUGUGAGCAAAAUGCCAUUUCCAUUAGUUUUGUGGCAUCAAAUAAAAACUUGAAGCAAUUAGAUCCGUCAUUCAUGUAUACUCAUAUCUUGAAAGAGAUCUUAUUGACAAUCAAUUUCGACGACAAAUAUAUUAACGAAUUUAUUACUUAUUGUCGUGAAGUAUUUUCUGAUGAUGAAAAUGAAUUAAAAAAUGUUAAUCAACUACUAACAACAUACAAAAACAACAUACCUAUAUGGUGUGGUGCUUCAUAUACAUAUUCAUCUGGUAAAAAUUCAUUUGAUGAAGAUCGUUCAUUUGAAUCAAGUGAACAUAAUUAUAUAAACUACCGACAAAAGAAAAUGCGAGCUUUUAAUCCUGAUUCAUAUAAAAAUGAAAAAUGGCUGUAUGAUACACCAGGUGUUAUUUUACCUGAGCAAAUGCUUAAUAAAUGUAGUACUAAAAAAGAAUUGACAUUUUUUGAUCAUCAAUCAACUAUGAUUCGACCAGUAAAUAUUUUAUUAGAUGUUGGACAAACAAUAUUGAUUGGUGGAAUUGCAAGAAUUGAUGUAAAACAUGUUAGUAAUAAUGCUCAAGCAAGUCUUUCUUUGAUGACAACAUGUCGUUUACCAAUUAAUGUUAUACAAACAGCAGAUGUGGAACAAUUUUAUGAAAAAGCAUUGGAACAAAAUCAACUUGGAGUUCCUCAAAAUCGUAUCAACAGUCGACUUCAAGAUCCACCACAACUUCAAGGACCUACUAUUGAAAUUCUUGGAGUUGGAGAAGAAGAAGCAGCUGGAGAUAUUGUUUUAUCAUCAGCUGGUUGGGCUAGUGUUCAAUGUAGUCGUGAUCAAUAUGUAAUAUUUAAUGUAAUGACACCAGAUGGUCUAGGUAUUCAUCUACGACAACCACCAUUACUUAAACAUUUAUUUCAUUUACGUGGUUCUCAUAUUGAAAAAACACCAUUUUUUAAUAAAUAUAUUUAUCCAGAAGAUAAACAAGAAAAUGAAGACGAUAAUAAUAAACAAUAUCAAUCAAAUGAACUUGAAAUGAUUAUUAAUGAAAAAAUAUGGAAAGGAGAACAAAUCAAACAACAAAGACGAGCAAAACGCACGUAA
Adineta steineri is the source of this 1494-nucleotide messenger RNA. The record is from the annotation of a GenBank genome assembly. Lineage: Eukaryota; Metazoa; Rotifera; Eurotatoria; Adinetida; Adinetidae.